AUGGCUAGGUCAUCACGAGAGAAGGCAAAUCCAGCGCCCGUCGCAGAUCCAGCUCUUCGUGCUUAUCCAAAUCCAGUUCCAAACCCGCUGGUGAGGUGGGUGAAGCGCAAAAAGCUGGAACACUACCGGCUGCCUGAUUCACCAUCAGCGUCCUUUGUGCGACUUGGACUCAGGCCUGAGUUGCUGUUUCGAUGGCCAGUCACGCUGAGAGACGCUGUUCAAUACCACAACCCGUUUAUCAAGAAGGAAGAGGCGACGAAUCGAGAACUACAAGUACAAGAUGGUGCGGAAGAGAAUUCGCCAAAGUCAAAUGGCAUGCCGCUUCCCGGGGCUGCCGCCAAUGGAGCUGCACCGCCAACAGCCCCAGGCUCCCCAGGCAUUCAAGGCUUCACCAAUAACGACACCUGCCAGCAGGCGGCAACGCCUAUAGUGGCGGCGGCGGCUGACAACCGGAUCGCCACAGCCCCACGACCACAGGCGCCUCGCGAGGCAGAUGCACCCAAUGACGAGCCCCCCACCACCGCGAAUCAGGCGCCAAAGCAUGGCGAGAGCAAAGCCCUCAAGCUUCCCCCAGUCAAACCCAAAAGCCGUCUACACAGUCCAGCCCACCGUCAACAACGUCAAGCCAAAUCUAUCCUGAAGCCUGAUCCAUCUUCCGGUGUGAGAAAGAGCCAUCACGGAUCAACAGUCACGAAAUGCAGACACAAAUCUGUUACCGUCAGACUAGAGCCUGAAGUCCAGCACUUCCUCGACGAUUCUCCUGUUCCCUGUAAUUCCAACGAGGAGAAUGACCCUCCCUCUCCCUCCUACGAAAGUGGCCCUGUAAUCGACAGCGGCAGCGACAACGACAACGACGAUUCCGAGAUGGCGGACGCACCCUUUCCACCCCCGGACAAGGUGAAGCGCCCAUCCUUGAAACUCAAGUUCCCCAGUAAACCUGCAACCUCUCAAGCUGGAGGAGUUCAACCUGCACCAGUGCAGACCCCUACACCUCAAAGUGCUGUUAGGACACCAUCCAUCAAGCUCAAACUCCCAGGCACAACCACUCCUCGGACUGCCCCUGAAGAUGCUCAAAAGCCAAAGAAAAAGAAGAAAGACACAGAUACCCCCGCCGAAACACCGGGCUCCUCCUCCAAGAAACGCAAACGCGACUCACGCGCAGGCGAGGAUGAUGGUGAAGGAAGUCGGCCAGCCCCAGCACCGCCCAAACCGGCCGCACUUCGAAAACUCACGUUCAAGAAAUCCUCCCUAUCUACUCCUGCAGCUGCACCCAAAACCACGGGGACAGCACACCUGGCUUUCAAAAUCAAAGGCAAGAUCCCCAAGCGACCAUUGGGUGUAGGCUACGACUCGGAACUCGAGAGCGAAUAUCAGAACGACAAAGGCGAGACGCUUGUUGGCCGUGAAGUCGAUCCAGUCAUACACGAAGGCUUUGUUCUGCGAAUGCAACCUGGGGAGGAUUGUGAUUACUUGCGAAAAGUGAUCGAGGACGGGACAGCGAGUCAGGUACUGGCGAGAGGUGCACACGUCAAUCUAAGAAUGCUCGAUACACUAGGCAGGAGAGGGAUUUUGCAGAUCAAGGACCACAAGUACGCCACCACCCUGGUAGAUCUCCCAUGCAUCAUUGAGGGAAUGAAAUCCUGGGACAAGAAAGGUUGGAUCAAGAGCAUAGACAUUUGCCAGAUGCUAUUGGUGCUUGGCCGCUGCAACAACGAGGAGGAAGCCAGGAACUAUCCCCUCCCCGAAGAUGUUGACCCCAAGACUUAUCAGUAUGCUCAUGGCAUCACUGCCCCCAUGAAAUGGGUACGGAAGAGGCGUUUUGCAAGGACAAAACGGGCUCGUGUGGAUGAUAUUGAAGCGGUUGAGCGGAGAGUGCAUGCUCUCCUCGAGGCGGACAAGGCGGCCCUCAGCUCCAAGUAUCAACUUCUGGACCAUGAUCCGCGCCUCGACGAACAAGGAUACAGCACCGAACUGGAAGAAGACGAAGAUGCAGAGGGCGAACCAGAGGAUUACUUCGACAUACCGCCCGGUGUGCAUGGUUCUAUGGUAGAAACACCCAUGCUUACUGAGACUCCUGUCCAGGAGGAAGUGGGUCAAGAGGAUCUCGAUGCGCUUGAGCGCAUGUUCUUUGACGAGGAUGCCGCUCCUUCCACAGACACUGCCGCACAAGCUCGGAGUACCUUGCAUCCUCCUGAAGCGGGCGGCGACUCAUCUUUCGCAGUAACUAGCACAUCAGCGUCCCCGUCUAUGACGGCAGCACAUACCCCCGUCUCAGCAGAAGCGCCAGAAGCUUCCUCUGACGAGGACGAAGACGAAGAUGCGGGUGACGAAGAUGAAGACCGCGACGAUGCCGAGAAGGAGGGCGAUGAAAACAAGCGACAAGCCAUGGAGAGAAUCGAGGACAUGCAGAACAAAAUAUCAGAGCAGAGGGAAUUGCUCAAGAAAACGACGAAUGCCAUCUUGAAAAAGAAAUUGGCGAGAAAGAUCCAAGAUCUUGAAGACGACGUUGCCAUGAUGAGGAAGAACGCCGGAUUGGGUGGAGAUGACGAUGAGGACUGA
Fonsecaea multimorphosa CBS 102226 is the source of this 2559-nucleotide messenger RNA. RefSeq lists its product as uncharacterized. NCBI's taxonomy places the organism in Eukaryota, Fungi, Ascomycota, Eurotiomycetes, Chaetothyriales, Herpotrichiellaceae. Gene Ontology annotation, molecular function: RNA polymerase II general transcription initiation factor activity. The transcript has a single exon. Gene Ontology annotation, cellular component: transcription factor TFIID complex. The coding region runs from base 1 to 2559 and encodes 852 amino acids. The record is from RefSeq and is a predicted model, not a curated record. Gene Ontology annotation, biological process: RNA polymerase II preinitiation complex assembly; transcription initiation at RNA polymerase II promoter.